Lachnellula hyalina is the source of this 1407-nucleotide messenger RNA. RefSeq lists its product as uncharacterized. Bases 1 to 1407 code for a protein of 468 amino acids. The record is from RefSeq and is a predicted model, not a curated record. Gene Ontology annotation, cellular component: actin cortical patch. The transcript is spliced from 5 exons. Lineage: Eukaryota; Fungi; Ascomycota; Leotiomycetes; Helotiales; Lachnaceae. Gene Ontology annotation, molecular function: phosphatidylinositol binding; ubiquitin binding. Gene Ontology annotation, biological process: endocytosis; actin cortical patch localization; actin filament organization.
AUGAAGGCAAUGAAGAGUAUGAAUGUCAACCGGAUGCUGGGAUCUUUAAAGCGCAAACCCAGAGACACAGACGCCCCUGAAGGAGCUGGACCUACAGCUGGACCUGCAGACUCGCAAGCCGAUACCCCAGAAGCAAAUGCGCUGCGCAAUGUUCGACUGUUCUGCGAAUCUGGUGGACCGAAUGGCUCCGGGGAAGAGGUGCUUUACCUCCCUACGAUUGUCGAAUCUUGCGAAUCCUCCCCCUCCGCGGCAAAGGAGUCCGCGCAUCUCAUUCGAAAGUUCCUCUCCAAGGACAACUUUGCGAAACCUUAUAUACAAUACAAUGCCAUCAUGCUGAUCAGAAUACUGUCCGACAACCCUGGCAAGACGUUUACAAGAAACCUCGACUCGAAGUUCGUUCAGACGGUGAAGGAGCUGUUGCGAUUUGGAAGGGAUCCAAGUGUCAAGCAGAUCCUUAUGGAAACGCUCGAAACAUUUCAGAGAGAUAAGGCGAACGACGAGGGAUGCGCGCAGCUCAACGAGAUGUGGAAAAAAGAACAUGAGCGCAUGGUCAAAAUUCACGGUCCAGCAGGUCCUCGAGUCAACGCUCCUCCUCCUGUCGAUCCCCACAGCCAAAACUACUUUUCUCGGAACCACCACAGCCACCGACUCCCUCCUCCCCACGAACUCUCCUCCCGCAUCGAAGAAGCUCGAACUUCGGCGCAAUUACUUUCACAGACAGUCCAGAGUACACCGCCCUCCGAACUGUUGCAAAAUGAACUCGUCCGGGAGUUCGCUGAUCGCUGCCAGAGUGCGAGUAGGAGCGUGCAAGCAUAUAUGAUAGCGGAGAACCCCUCACCUGACAACGAUACCAUGGAGACUUUGAUCGAAACAAACGAACAGUUGAGUAAAGCGAUGAAUCGACAUCAGCGUGCGAUACUGUCAUCGAGAAAGGCUGCAGGGUUGGGCAAUGGAGAGACUGGCAUAACUCCUCCCAAUGGGCCGCCUCCAGGACACAUCGAGUCUGACUUUGCAGCUCCUCCUGGCCCUCCGCCAAACCAUAGCAAGCCUUCGAGGAAGGAUGUGGCUACAGCGCCACAGAUACCACCCCCUGGCGAUUACGCUCCAACAGACGUUGACAGUGAAAACCCCUUCUCCGACCCUUCUGAGAUGGCCUCGAAGCCGGAGCAGAAGCCGCCCUACCCAAAAGACAAGCCUCCUACUGCUACAGGGCAGUUCAAUGACAGGUUAGGCAUUGAGCCAUACCAUCCUGGAUUUCAGGAUACGCAGAGCUACAUUGGGAGACAGGAAAGUGCUACUGGAAAGCUCACAAUGCACGCAGCUGGUGACACAUCGGACGAAGACAAUGUGAGGAUUGAGGGAUCUGGCACACAGCCUAGUGCCAAGGCACCAGUCUACCGGUAUUGA